AUCUCUCAUUUUCCUGUCAACAAAGGCGAUUAGGGGGUGCCAUUUUUGUAAAUAUUUAGACAAGUAAGUGUGAGGCUUUGGCAAAUUGGAAAUACAAGUCAAUGAAAAUCUCACAGCUUCCCUGGUCUCGGUAAGGCCAUUGCAGAAGGGGAGCGAAGAAGCUCGGCAGCUUUUCUCUGAAAGCGAAGGGUGGAUUAUGUUUUUUUAUAAUUUUGUCGAAAACUGCCCACUAAUCACUAGAGCGGUCUGUCAAAAUGGGUCAGGAGCUUUUGUCUCAGUGUCAAGUCAAAACAAGGACAUUGCUGUGGAUUGUGGGAAUGUUGUUUGCUGUGAUUUUAGUUGUCCAGCAUCUUGAGCUUCCAUAUGGUACUGUCUUAUCAUCUAUGCUCUCUGCUGCAAAGGUUCCAGUAGAGGGGAAAAGUCGCUUCCAAGCUGUGGAUUCGCCGUCUGAUUCUGAGGCUGUUGGUAACGUGUCGCUUUCUAAUGAUUUGAACUACACUGGUACAUAUGGAAUUCACAAGAUAGCUAACGAUACUAGGACCUCUGGUUUUGUAUUAGAAAGAAAUGAAGUCUCAAACAGAACUUUAGAAAUCGAUGAGGAUACAGGUGAUGAUCAGGAGGAGCCAUCUGAUAAUUUUGCAAAGCAAAAUAGAACUUUCAUUGUGGAAAAUGUCAACCCCUUGGAGACUGACGUUGAACAAGAGCAGCGACAUAGCUCUUUUGAAAAGAAAAAUACCACUGAUGCUACUUUUUCAGAAGGUGGGACUAGGAAUGAAAGUAAUACAACAGAUGAGGUUGUAAAUUCUACUGCUGGUUUUCCAACUGCUUCACCUGCAUCCCCAAUGAUAAAUUCAUCAUCGAUUGCAGCUCCAGCAAUUAUUGAAUCAAACGUUGGAGCACCCCCUAUAGCCGUUGGCUCAAAUGUGACUUUGGUUCAGAAAGAUCAAACAACCUUGUCCCAGAAACCCAAAAGCUCUGAGCAAUUGCAUAGUAACCUCAGCCGAACAGAACAAAGUUCUUCACCGACCAGGGUCCCAGAAAUGAACAAAGAGCCAGAGGUUCCAGCCUUGGAUGUAUAUUCAAUAUCUGAUAUGAACCAGCUGUUGCGUAAGAGUCGGUCCUCGUACCAUUCAGUGAAACCACGAUGGUCUUCAACAGUUGACCGAGAGUUGCUAUAUGCAGCAUCACAGAUUGAAAACGCACCCCUUCUAAAGAGUGAUCAGACUCUUUAUGCUCCACUAUACAGGAAUCUUUCCAUGUUUAAAAGGAGCUAUGAACUAAUGGAGAACACUCUUAAAGUAUACGUAUACCGGGAAGGAGAAAGACCUAUAUUACACUCCCCAUUUCUCAGGGGAAUAUAUGCUUCCGAGGGAUGGUUCAUGAAGCAGAUGGAAGCUGACAAGAGGUUUGUUACUAAAAACCCUCGGAAAGCCCACCUGUAUUACUUGCCUUUUAGCUCCCGAAGGUUAGAGGAAAGUUUGUAUGUACCCAAUUCACACAAUCAUAAAAAUCUUGUACAAUAUUUGAAGGACUAUGUGGACAUGAUUGCCGGGAAGUAUCCUUUCUGGAACAGAACUGGAGGAGCCGAUCAUUUUCUUGUUGCUUGCCAUGAUUGGGCCCCGUCAGAAACAAAGAAAAUUAUGGCUAAGUGCAUAAGAGCCCUCUGCAAUGCUGAUGUCAAAGAAGGUUUUGUAGUUGGCAAGGAUGUGUCUCUUCCUGAAACAUACAUCAAGAAUGAUAAGAAGCCUCUCAGAGAUCUCGGAGGCAAUCGUCCUUCCAAGAGGUCAAUACUCGCUUUCUUUGCUGGAAGCAUGCAUGGCUAUGUCAGGCCAAUUCUGUUGCAGCAUUGGGAAAACAAAGAUCCUGACAUGCAGAUCUUCGGUCAAUUGCCUGAGGGAAAGGGCAAUAAGAACUACGUCCGUCAUAUGCAGAGCAGCAAGUACUGUAUUUGCGCAAAAGGUUACGAAGUGAACAGUCCGCGAGUGGUAGAGGCCAUUUUCUACGAGUGUGUUCCGGUGAUCAUAUCAGACAAUUUCGUGCCUCCAUUUUUUGAAGUACUGAAGUGGGAGUCGUUUGCUGUUUUCGUGUUGGAAAAGGAUAUCCCGAAUUUGAAGAACAUACUCCUUUCGAUCCCGAAGAAGAAAUAUCUACAGAUGCAAACGAGGGUGAAAAAGGUGCAACAGCAUUUUCUGUGGCAUGCUAAGCCUGAGAAGUAUGAUAUUUUUCAUAUGACACUGCACAAUAUUUGGUACAAUAGACUCCAUCAGAUAAAACCCAAUUGACACAGUAACAUUCUAGUCAUGUAAAUUCUGUUUUUGUAUUUUUUUUUAUUGUUUAUUUUUGGAAGAAAGUGAAAUAACAAGCAAAUGUAGUGGCAGGUUGCAUUUGAAAUUUCAGAAACUUUUGGUACAUGAAUUGUUAUUAAAGUAUAUUGUAUAUAUCAAGGCAGAGAACUGGUCUUUGUUCUCUCAUGUAUAUUGGGAUAUAGCGCUCAACCACUAUUCAGUUGGUAAAUAAUUCCAAUUGGUUUGAUCUUGA
Malus domestica (apple) is the source of this 2538-nucleotide messenger RNA. Its product is annotated as probable glycosyltransferase At5g03795. NCBI's taxonomy places the organism in Eukaryota, Viridiplantae, Streptophyta, Magnoliopsida, Rosales, Rosaceae. Gene Ontology annotation, molecular function: glycosyltransferase activity. The record is from RefSeq and is a predicted model, not a curated record.